AUGGACAGUGAUACCGCCUUUCUCACUCCAGUAACUAAAUCUACGAUUUUUGCCGGCACGAAGCUACGGGCUAUAGCCACUCAGCCUGAAAUCACAAGCUUUAGGUUUUGGGUGAAGCUUUGGAUGACAACUAAUGAAAUUGCUCUAGGAUUGCCGUUUGUUGCUGAUUUCAUGACUUAUUUCCCUGUAUAUAUAUACCGGGACACCUUUACACACUGCAGAGAAUACUUACUGAAAAGAUUUAACUCAACUGAUCUUGAAGAAGUGUUUCCCAAGUUCUUCGAGACGAACGGGGCAGAAGUCCUGCGAUUAUCCCCUGUCAACGUUGUUCUCAAUUAUGCUUGGUAUUUUGAAAGAGAUCGCUACGACUGGAGUUUCGAGAUCACCAGGAAUCUAACAAAAUACAAUGAAAAGUUCCUAAAAGGCUAUGCCAUUGGACCUGAAUAUUUAAGAACGAUACUGGCGGAACCUCAAACAGCCUUCCAUUCAAUGAAAACAAAGGGAAUGUGGAUAUGGUCAAAGAUUCUUAUCAGUUACUGCUUGUCACACCGAGCGGCGGGAAAUACUACGGUAGAUAUAUGCACCAAUCAUAUGCCUAACGCGGCUUUCAAGGAUAAUUUUCCUCUUUUUAACUAUGAUCUUCAGUUUAUUACAAAUCCUCUUAGAUCCCCUUGCAAUGCCGGCAACAAUAGCUUUACCUGCCUGCGAAUCCUAGAGCGUCAUUAUAACCAAGUUGGUCUUGAGAUUAAACAAGGGCGUAAGUUGGAAUGGCGCAAUAUAGAAACGGUUGAACAGAUUGCUAAGAACUCUGGUAUAACAUGUAAUCCAAUUUACAAUUAG
Molecule: messenger RNA, 840 nt
Organism: Porites lobata
Lineage: Eukaryota; Metazoa; Cnidaria; Anthozoa; Scleractinia; Poritidae
Source: the annotation of a GenBank genome assembly